Micropterus salmoides (largemouth bass) is the source of this 2606-nucleotide messenger RNA. RefSeq names its product chromogranin B (gene chgb). The record is from RefSeq and is a predicted model, not a curated record. Lineage: Eukaryota; Metazoa; Chordata; Actinopteri; Centrarchiformes; Centrarchidae. The transcript has 7 exons. Gene Ontology annotation, cellular component: secretory granule. Bases 160 to 2271 code for a protein of 703 amino acids.
CCGAAGCCCUCCUCCCACGCUUCUCCAGCCCACUCCUCUCUUUAUUUGAGGCGCUCCUCAGCUCCGUUCUUCAGAGCACCAGGCGCCUAGUCAGCGCAGCUCUCUCCGGGACUCGGUGCUUGUUCCACAUUUUCCUGGAUAUACCUUCAUCUCGCCAAGAUGAGACUUAUUAUUGUUGUUGUUGCGGUUGCGGCUUUGUUGACAGAAAAUCUAGCGCUUCCAGUGGGAAAAGAAGAACAGAGAGAAGAUGUGGUAACACGAUGCUUGGUUGAGGUCCUGUCCAAAGCUCUCUCAAAACCGGACUCCCAGCUGGAUCAGGAAUGUAAAGACAUCCUCCAAACAGGGAUUAAACACACGCCACUGGACAAGAAGAGUGCAGAGGGUGUAGUAACUCACGGAGAGGUUAUCAAAGGUCACCCUGAGGAGCCUGAGGCAAAGGGAGCAGAUCUGAAAGACAUCGAGGCUCUCCUGAAAUCUGUGGAGGAAACAAGAGAAAACCCGGAAGACGAGCGCAGCCAAGAAUCCUGGAGUCUGGGUGAUGAGAAGGAGAAGAGACACGAGAACCAAGACGAAGAAGAGCGGGAGAAGAGGAGCAACUGGAGGUCUGGAAGAUUCCACCAAAGGAAACACAAACGGGGAGAAGAAGAAGACUACGAGCGCAGUCAGGAGAGCUGGGGGGUAGCGGAAAAGCGAUCAGAAGAUGAAGAAGGUGAAGACAGAGAGAAGAGGAGUUGGAGGCCUGGAAGAUACCACCAAAGAAAACACAAACGAGAUGAGGAACCUUUAGGAGAGAGGGAGGAGCCAGAGGAAGAUCGCAGCCAAGAGUACUGGGAUGUAGACAAAAGGCAUGGGAACGAGGAUGAGAGAAACAAGCGCAUAUGGAAGCCCACACAUCGUUACCACCACAAGAGAAAGCUCCACAAACGUAGCGACGAACCGUCAGAGGACGAUGAAGAUGACGAACGCAGCCAGGAAUCAUGGGGUCUUGACAAUGAGAGAGACAAGAGGGACUGGAGGGUCGGCAGGUACCACCAGAGGAGGCACAAACGUGAUGAGGAGCUCUCAGAAGAGGCCAGGGAAGAGCCUGAUGAAGAACGCAGCCAAGAAUCAUGGGGUCUUAAUGAUGAGAGGGACAAGAGGGACUGGAGGGCUGGCAGGUACCACCAGAGGAGACACAAACGUGAUGAGGAGCUCUCAGAAGAGGCCAGGGAAGAGCCUGAUGAAGAACGCAGCCAAGAAUCAUGGGGUCUUAAUGAUGAGAGGGACAAGAGAGACUGGAGGGCCGGCAGGUACCACCAGAGGAGACACAAACGUGAUGAGGAGCUCUCAGAAGAGGCCAGGGAAGAGCCUGAUGAAGAACGCAGCCAAGAAUCAUGGGGUCUUAAUGAUGAGAGGGACAAGAGGGACUGGAGGGCCGGCAGGUACCACCAGAGGAGACACAAACGUGAUGAGGAGCUCUCAGAAGAGGCCAGGGAAGAGCCUGAUGAAGAACGCAGCCAGGAGGACUGGGGCUUUGACAACGGGCAUGGGAAUGAGAAUGAGAGAAACAAACGCAUAUGGAAGCCCACACAUCGCUACCACCACAAGAUAAAGCUCCACAAACGUGGCAAUGAACCAUCAGAGGACGACGAAGAUGACGAACGCAGCCAGGAAUCAUGGGGUCUUGAUGAUGAGAGAGACAAGAGGGACUGGAGGGCCGGCAGGUACCACCAGAGGAGACACAAACGUGAUGAGGAGCUUUCAGAGGAGGAGAGAGAAGUGCCAGACGAGGAACGCAGCCAGGAGGACUGGGGCUUUGACAAAAGAAAUGGAAAAGAGGAGGGAGAAAUAGAAAAGAGUGUAUGGAAACCAUCACAUCGAAACCACCAUGAAAAGAAAUAUCACAAGCGUGGCGGAGGCUCAUCAGAAGAAGAGGAAGAACAGAGGGGUGAUUCAGAGGAAUAUGAGGGGGCGGCAAAGGACAGGGACGAAGCAUUGAGGUACCUGGCAGAGAAGCGCAAUCCCUGGAUUUUCAGAGGCUUCUACCAUCCUGCAUGGUAUAAAAGGGAUUCAGAUGAGCACGCUGCAACCUCAAACAAGAUGGAUGAACUAGCCAAGAUGCUGAGCUAUAAGAUAAACCAGCUGGCCAAGCACUCUAAUCAUGAGGAGGCGAAGAGAAGCGUGCACCAGAGAGCACUUACCCCACAGGAGGAGAAAGAGCUGGAAAACCUCGCAGCGAUGGACACUGAGUUGCAGAAAAUUGCCGCCAAUUUGCAUGACAACAGUGCAUAAGCCAGGGUGGACAGAAUUUCAUUUAGUGUAUAAAAGCUGCUGUCUUACUGUAUGUCUGAAAUGUAGUGUGGUUACAGUUUGAAAAAAAAGAAAAGAAAAAAAAGCCUUGCCAAAAAACAUUUUCUCAAACUUGUUUAUCAUGGUAUUUGUGAUAUUUUGAUGUUAUCAAAUUAAUCCGCAUGGGAAUGGUUUUGAUGUUUAUAUACAGUAUGUAUAUUAAGAGAAACUAUAAAAAUAAUAUAUAUCUGAGACCAUGUAUUCAAAUAAUUGUGUUCUGAAGAAUUUGUUGAGUUUGCAGUCAAUAAAAAAGUAUUAUUCUGGGACCAAAAAAAAAA